Sebastes umbrosus (honeycomb rockfish) is the source of this 4670-nucleotide messenger RNA. RefSeq names its product toll-like receptor 1 (gene tlr1). The transcript is spliced from 2 exons. Gene Ontology annotation, molecular function: transmembrane signaling receptor activity; protein binding. The record is from RefSeq and is a predicted model, not a curated record. Gene Ontology annotation, biological process: immune response; inflammatory response; toll-like receptor signaling pathway. Gene Ontology annotation, cellular component: membrane. NCBI's taxonomy places the organism in Eukaryota, Metazoa, Chordata, Actinopteri, Perciformes, Sebastidae. Bases 1431 to 3833 code for a protein of 800 amino acids.
ACAGAUAAAUGGCUGAAAUUGACGGUCAGUGCCUGGCAACGACUUGUUGUGAAGUAAAUGCAAUGGAAGGGCAGAAUGUUAUCAAUAGCACCUUUAAGUAUUUCAGCGCUGAAACAUAACAUGUUUCACAAAUGAGUUAAUGGAUUUCAUUUUUCCAAUAUGAAUUCACAUGUUCAACACAUAUUAAGGACAUUUAUCGAAAAACAAGGAAGGACAAUGCAAUGUACUGCAGCCUGAAACUGAAAACAACAACAACAACAAGCUGUUCUCUGUUGUCUUAUGGCCAGAAGCUGCUACGCAUGUCCGCAAUGAUCUUCCAAGAUUUGAUCAAACCAUGCCAGGGUGAGAACAGCAACACCAGCUCAUAUCGCCUUAUUCAAUUUAGCUCCACUCGCUGUAUGAGUAACAGUCAGUGACCCGAGGAAACAGCAGUGCUGCUGGACUACAAACAUUGCUGGGAAGUGUGUGUUUGUGUGAGUGUCCAUCUGCCUGUACACACGCCUCCAGAUCACAAUAAAACAAAGAGCCCCUUCCUCAUCCUUCUUCAUUAAAGGCAGUGUCUAUAGCUGCGCAGAGUAAACAGUGUAGUUGCCCAGGACACCCUUUGCUUUAAGGCAUUAGUGGGAUAAGUUAAUCGAGUUGAAAUGGUCGUCUACCACCCAGACUGACCUCAGUGUGGUCGCUAAGAUACUAAAGAGAAGACACCUGAGAAGUGCAAAUGUGCCAUUCAUGCAACACCCUUACAGAGUACGACAUAUUGCAUAGAAUAUGGCAAUAGUUUGUAGGAUGGUAUGUUUGUGGCUUGAUUAAUUUAAGAACCAAGGCAGAGGAACGACAACUUUUACAAACACAGGCCGCCAAAUAAGAGCAUGAAAAAAACAGUAAGAUACUCAAAUCUAAAUUUGAAGAACUGAGUAGACUUUAAUACAUUCUCUCCCUACAUGUUGACAUAUCUUAUCAUGAAGCAUAAUAAAUAGUAGUUCCCUCCAGUGAAAAAAGACUUUACAGUAACUAAAAAGGGAAGUGAAAAAAGGAUGUGCGAGAGAAAAGCGUGGUAGUUGCUUUUAUUUCAAUGUCUGUAUCCUGUCAGGAUUUUAUUAACUGUAACAUUAGCAGAGGUUGUGUCAGAAAGGCAAAUGAGAAGAAGAGAAGCAGCCAGCAGUCUACAGAGCUGAUGAUUGUCUUUUGAUCAAUUCUGUUUUGGAUUGUUGGAGCGCUUUUUCCACGCUUUUUCAGCAUUUAAGUAAUUUCGGACCCCGGCAACUGAGAUAUUUUUUAUAUACUUAAAGACUGAGCUGUUUUUUGAGACUGUCCACUGGAAAUGUAUUCAGAUAUGAUGCACGGCAACAUGUCGAUCAAUUAAAAACUCAACAAAUUAACAACACAUUAAGCUGCAGUGCUUCUGCUGAAACAUCCAGCACAGGCAAACAAUGAGGCCUGUGACAGCAGCUCUCUUGGCAGCAGCCAUGUUGAUGGGACUGCUGAGUGCUUCGUUCCCUGACGGCUACGUAGACCUCUCAUCCAAAAACCUCUCCUCUGUCCCAAGAGGCCUGCCACAGAAGGUUGAGUUUCUCGACCUCUCAUGCAACCACAUACAGCAUCUCCGCCGAGGAGACUUCAGAAACACCUCUCUCCUGAGGAUCCUCAACGUUUCGUGGAAUAGUUUGGAGGACAUCGAUCCGGGGACGUUCCUCGACACGCCGCUCCUGGAGGAUCUGGACCUGUCGCACAACAGACUGAGGAACCUGUCGGAUCAGCGGUACCUGCUCCACGCAGAGAACCUGCUGGUACUGAAUUUGGCCAGCAACAGGUUUCUCACAAUGACACUGGGGAGUGAGUUCAGCUCCCUGGUAAAACUGAAGAGAUUGACACUUGGAGCACAAAACAUCAGUGCGGGUGAUUUCAAGAAUAUUGCUGAAGUGAAACUGCGUACACUGACCCUUUCCCUGGAGAAUGAACUUGAUUAUGCAGCAGGCAGCCUGAACGAUGUUCAUGCUCAAAGGCUUCAGUUAGGCUUCACUAGUUAUCAAGUAAUUAACCGUUUUCUGGUUUCUGACGCCCUGUCACUCUUUGUUGAAGUGGAGUUCAUGGAUUUGACACGCGGCUACAAAGACCUGAGUGAGCAGUUGAGCGAGAGAGUAGAAAUCCUCACAUCUCAUCUUUAUCUCACCAACAUAUCAAUGAAGUGGGCCGACUUGACUUACUUUGUGAAUGGGAUUCUGCGUACAUCCAUCACCCAUCUGACCGCCACUGAUGUGGCCCUGCACGAAUUGCCUUAUAAAGACACUAAGGUGACCCCGACGACUAGAAUGAAGUCCUUCACAGCCAGAAGGGCAAGGGUCAUGGAUUUCUUCUUUUCACAGGAGGAUGUAUACAACUUUUUUAUCAACAUACCGGUGGAGAGUUUAGCAAUCGUUGAGAGUUCACUCAUACACAUGACAUGCCCAAAGUCUCAGAGUCCUAUCCACUAUCUGGACUUCUCCUAUUGUGCUCUUUCUGACUCCAUGUUCUCCAGAGUGGAGGGUCAACGAUUUGUCGAAUGUGAGACUCUGGAUAACGUGAGGAACUUGACUCUGGUUGGCAACAAUCUUAAGAGCCUCCAGACGGUGAGCAAACGUGUGCAAUACAUGAAGUCCCUGCAACAUCUGGACGUCAGCCUCAACUCCCUGGUUUACGAUGGUGUCGGAGAAUGUACCUGGCCACCGAACAUCACCAACAUGACUAUGGCGUCUAACGGUCUGACAGACUCCGUUUUUAAAUGUCUACCAAAAGGAACACAAACACUGGACCUCCAGAACAACCAGGUUUCUGUGAUACCGUCAUCCGUCUUGAAACUGGUAAACCUUUCAACUCUGAAUCUAAAUGCCAACAGGGUGCGGGAUCUGCCUGUAUGUAACGGUUUCCCCAUACUGAAUGAGCUUCUGCUCAAGUCAAAUUCCCUCCAUGCGCCGUCUGUGAGCAAGCUGAAGAGCUGCCCCAAACUGGAAACCCUGGAUGUCAGUCACAACCCCUUCGUCUGCACCUGCGCUCUGAGGGGAUUCAUAAGUCUGGGCAUCAAGUCUGAAAAGAAGAAAAGUCACACAGGAAUUGAAUUGUUGAGCUGGCCAUUAGACUAUUACUGCACCUAUCCAGAGGUUGUAAGACACUCCAACUUGAAAGACAUCUCCAUCCCAUUGGUCUCCUGUAAUGUCAGCCUUCUAGCCGCCAGCAUCUUGUGCCCAGCAGUGGUAGUGAUUAUCGCAGUUGUGACCCUGUGCCAUCGUUUGGACGUUCCCUGGUAUAUGGGCAUGAUCUGGCAGUGGACCAGAGCCAAACAUCGCGCCAGAAUGCGUCAAGUUCGACCUGAAGAUCUGGUGGGAGUUGAGUUUCAUGCUUUUGUGUCCUACAGCCAGCAUGACGCGGACUGGGUGCAGAAUUCCCUCCUUCCCAACCUUGAAGGCCCCUUAGGAGGGCUCCGAAUCUGUCGUCACGAGAAGAACUUUGUGCCGGGAAAGACAAUUAUUGAGAACAUCAUCGCCUGUGUGGAGAAAAGCCGACGCUCCGUGUUUGUGCUCUCCGGUCACUUCGUCAAGAGCGAGUGGUGCCAUUACGAGCUGUACUUCGCCACCCACCAACGCCUUGGUUGGGGCACAGAUAGCGUUGUGCUGGUGCUGCUCGAGCCUCUGCCUCAAUACCUGAUCCCAUCCAAGUACUACCAGCUGAAGUCCAUGAUGGGCCGGCACACAUACUUGGAGUGGCCUCGGGACAGGGCUAAGCACAGGCUGUUCUGGGCGAAUCUCAGAGCUGCCCUACAGGCGGACCUGCCGGAGCCAGUGAUAGAACUGGAGGAGUGACUGUGGGAGGCAGACUUGAAAAGAAAGAGGAAGUGGGAAGAGGAAGUGGGAAUGGGAUGGAAGUGAGAGUCUGGCCCAAUCCCAAUGUUCCCCCUAAGGCCUUAAACCCUGAACCCUCAGGGGCUUGACUGAUGUCACCUAGUACAUGGUUAAGUGUGAGAAGCUGCAAGGGCUUGAAAUGAUAUAAAUAUGAAUGGGACAGCUCUUUGCGGUGAUAUAUCACCGACGCCAAUUGUGGGUUUUUGUAUUUUUUACUGCCUGAACUGUCAAAAAAAUCAAUUUACUUGUUUUCGUCAAAUUUCAUUAAGCAGCUGUGUAAUAUAGUCUAAUGCUUAUAUUAAUCUGAUUUCAUGUGUUUUUUUAUGUCCCAUCUUAAAUCCUUAAUGUUAAUGUUUUUGAACUUAAAUAGGCCUGGCUGAACACCCAUGUGCCGUCCUCUUUGUUUACCUAUUUUUUUUAACGCCACGGGGCUUCCUCUGGUAACCAUGUGUUUAACAAUGCUAUGAGUUGUGGGUAAUUCCCUCAGGCAAAGAAAUGCAGACUUACGGAAAGUGUUCAUAAAGGGCUCCAAAUGUCUGCGAGAGAGCCCCCAAGAACUUGAUGAUUUGACUGUGGGACAGCCCUAAACCCUCACAGACUUUGCGGGAAUGCACCUUUAAAGUCUGUGAGUGUGGACAUUGGGAUUGGGCCUUUUGAAAGAGGGAACAUGGUAGGAGUAAAAACGUGGGUUCUCUGGAGCAAAAGAGAAGUGUGUACAUUUUCUAGUAUUCUUUCUUUAACACAUGAGCAUACGCUCUGGAGCUAUAGUGUCUAAUUUUCAAUAUUGUACUAUGCGCU